CCGAGCGCUCUAACGGGAGAGACUGUAACCAUACAUGCAUCGUAUCAGAUGCUGCCGCCAUAAUCUCCUCAUUCAUAACAAGACUGGAGUCCCGGAAAGGGAGCAGAGGCGCGUCCGUAGGGCUCGUAGUUGCGCAGCGGCUGUUUCUAAUACUUGUAUAGACUAGUAGCUUGGUGCUUUUUGCGCAGACGAGGAACGCCAGUCGCCUCAGCGAGAGGUUUUCUGCGGGGGGGGGAGCGGGACGUUGGGCAACUGUUCCGUUCUUUGUUCAGAUAUUUCAUUGGUGUUUGUACUCGACUUGUUGUGCUCCAUUCAAAUGCAUAAUUACGCGUUCGUCCUCAGUACGUGUUCAUGUGUAUCUGUCGAAUAUCUGCGUACUGUGACGACGGACACAGUCGUAUCGGGUAAACAAAAGACGAGCCGCCAGUUAGUUAGAGAACUGAGAACUUGUUCUGAUGACAGAAUCGAGCCCGCGAAUGUCGUAAAAUGUUGGUUUUUUUUACCAAACUGACUCGUUUGAAGUCUGUUUGCUUGUCGUUGUUGUUGGCGGCGUGGUGCGAGUCUUUAGAUUUAGUCUGUGUGUUUUAUUUACAUUUCCCGAAAAAUAGUCGCGAAGUUCUGUAGCGUCUCCUUAGCUCAAAAUGGCUUUUAAACGUAUUUAAUAUAAGCCAAUAAAGCGACAAGGAUUCGGGUUAAGCUGGCGCUCGGGACGGGUGUGUCAAAUUCAGCUUUUUCGCCUCAGCGCCAAACAAGGAGGAAAUUUACUGCGUGUACGUAGUGAGAGUUCAGAGUUGGGUUUUUUAAACUAAGUCUUAUACUUGGUCUAUUAAAGUUGUUUGUGAGUUAAGUCACUCGGGCACAUGAUGAUGUGUGAAAUAUUUUAGCUCCAGCGUUGUUCGAAAAGUUCGCCUACUGGUAGUAGUCGGGUAUUUUCUAAGUAAAUCAUGCUUGUUAACGUGAAAAUAGAGAGUAGAAGUUGGAAAGUCUUCGGAGAUCUGGCCUAUCAGUCAUAUUUUUCGUUUGUAUAGGUAUCUGUUGAUACUUUACUAACAUAUUGAAUGCAACUGUCGAAGUUUACGGCGAGUUUACUCUUCUCUGUUGUUUUCCUUCCUCCUCACAAUAAGACAAAGGGACUUUCCAUCUGUCUUUUUGUUCUCCCCCUUCAAAAGUACGAAUAAGCGAACAGCAUCAUCAAAAUAAAAUGUCACGUUUAGCUGCUCUGCACCUCUCUUAAAGCUACUUAAGUAUAUUUGUUCUGUAAACCUUGAUGGAUAAAUAGUCUGACCUGGAGGAAUAACCAUUGUAACAACUGUUAAAGUCAGAUGAAGUGGCUGACCUUGCGUUGAUGAUGCUUAAAAAUAUGAAUAAUAUGGCUUUUGAAGGAACAGAUUUGAAGUUAUGCACAUCAUAGCACUUUCUUCAGUUUCUGUUAGUUCGUUUUCAUUUUGAAGGAAAGGUAAAUCCUUUGUGUUGCUGUGCAGGCACAGCUGGUCUGUGCCUGUGUGUGCGGUUGUUGCUAUGUUUAGAGCCUGCCCUUGUUUAUUUUUGCUGAAUGCUGCAAUAAUAUUGCGUGUUAUUUGAAGUAAGUUUAUUAGUUUCAGUCUUGAACUCCUGGCUAAAAUGAAAACCCGUGUAGUGGCUUGUAGCUGGAUGGUAGUUUGUGAUUUUGAAGGGGGAAAAAUGAUUGUCACGUACUCAAGGCGCUGCAUGUAUGGUCCCGAGUCAGAGUGAAGUGGGAUUGAACAGUCUGGACUUUUAUUCUAAAGUAUCUGAUAAGUCGAGUUAGGAGAUACAAUAAAUCUGAAUUUCACCGACGGUGUGGUUUGUUAUAUCAAAGAGUGUGGGAUAUGUCGGAUCUGAGCCCAUGCACCGUUGGGGAGCACCUGCACUUGGCACCAGACUGUCACAAGACAUCCGUCAACAGGCCAGCUGGACUGAGGCGUCUUGGGGAGAUGCCUGAGAGGGACUCUCUGCUGCUGCAGCUGCGGACAGGCCUGAUGGGGAUGACUGAACAGGACACAGUGUGUCUGUACCACCAGAGUGUCUAUGUGGAGCGUUACGAGGAAACGCAGAAGGUCUGCUGCGAUCCCUUCAGCUGUCACAGGAAAGCCAUCAGGAAGGGCCUGCGGGCCAUUGACCUGGACGAGGCCACCUUCUUGACUGAGAGGUUCGCCCGGCAGUUUGUGCCCGGCUGGAAGCUGUGCGGACGUUGCAUGCAUCUUGCCAACGGUUAUGCUGAUCUGGAUGCAGAGUCCCGCCAGAAGCGCAGGCUGGAUAGGGAAGGUAAAGCAGCCAAAGCUUUAAAGUCACUGGAGUUCACCAACCCAGGGCGCCAAACAGAUUUUUCUUCUGAGAGUAACAGAAGAGACAAGAGGCGAGUUACAAAGAGCUCUGACAGACACUCCAUGGGUGUGAAGAGCAAGGUGUACGACAGUCAGGGUCUGCUGAUCACUAAUGGGCGAGACAUGUGCGAUUGUCUGGAUGUGGACUGCAUGGGUUGCUUCUACCCGUGUCCUGAGUGCAACUCGCGCAAGUGUGGCGUGGAGUGCCGCUGCGAUCGCAAGUGGCUGUACGAACAGGUGGAAGUAGAAGGAGGGGAAAUCAUUCGGAACAAGUACGCCAACUAGCCUGCCUGCCUCGUGAACACUCACCUUUGGAGCUGUGCUGCUGUACAUGGUGAAUCGGAGCAGUCCGUUUCAUCAGCUUCUUGCCUAAAUUCAGAUGUACUUUUGAGUUACCAUCUUCAUAUUUCUCUAACAUAUGGUUAUCCCAGUAUUUGUUUCUCUCAGUAAUUUUUGUUAACCUUUUUCAUCUUAAUUGUUCUAGGUUCCUUUUCUUCAGAUGUUUUUUGUGACGUUUGUCGAAUAAAAGUAAUUUUUUAUAGAAUCGUAAAAUAUGUGCUUGGAUUUCUUAAAACUGGAGCCAAUUACAUGUGAGGUUUUUGACAAAGCUCCUGCAGUCCUUUCCAGGGGAUGAAGAUUCUCCAUUAUAACAAAAUGUAGUACUUCUAUUGCAGGAUUAUAAAUUAUUGAAUGUAUGAGAAGAAUGAGCUAACUGAACAUUUUUGUCUUUUUUAAAGUUGCAAUACAAAAAUAAGUGUUUGGAGCAAAAGUUCCUGCUUGAACAAAUUUUUAUUUUUUUUUUAAUAAAAAGCAAAUGUGCUCAACUCAUCAGUUUCACUGGGAAGCUAAAUUGCAUAUAAUACAAAACUAAUAAAAUCUUUCAAUACAACAUUCUCACCUGUAACCUUCAGGUGGUAUCGAGUACUGGAUUUACUUCUUUGACUCUACCAUGAAUGAAACAAAUUGAAGUUGACUCUUCUGAUGCCUUCAUAGAAGUUAGGAGGGUGUGUGUCAGGGCCUUAACUUCAUGUUGCCUGCUCCUGUAAACCCUAGAAAAUGUCUGUAUUAUGUAUUUUAUAAUCUGUGGUGUAUUGUAAAAGUGAAUUUUAUGUUUGUUCUGAUGAGGACAUUAUUGAAACUUAGUAUUUUACUGUAUUUCCUCCAUGGAAAAAGCUCAUUAUUUUCAGCUGCCUGACAGGACUUCAGACAAUUAGCUUUAGUUACAGCAAAUUAUUCUGCAGUGUUAAUGGAGAGUAGUGGUGAGAGAUCUGCUUACAUCCUGUUUUGAAGUCAAAUGUAAAUUGUGGUGCUUUAUUUUCCUAUGAGUUUAAAAUUAGAAAGAUGGUCUUAACUGGAUUACAGAAAAGACAGAAGACCUUGAAACAUUUUAUUAAGGGAACAUCACAUUGGUACUUCUGAGUCCAACUUGGCAUGUUUGGGGAAAAAAUAUGGAACAGUGCAAGUAACUGACCUAAAGAUUGUCUGAUAUGCUGAUGCCAGGUAUGGUACCCUAAGAGACCAGAACUUAAAAAAAAACCCCUUCAAUUUCUUCACACUUGUGUGCUGUUCUAUGCCAUCAGAAAUAGCUAUAAUUAUGGAUUAUUUUUUGCUCGUGUGACACCUGUGUCCAAAGUAGCCUACAGCUCUAUUCUUUUAUUAAAAAAAAAGUCUUUACCUUGUUUAUUGGUACUACAUCUAGAUACUUUAACCUGAAAAAAUUUUACAAGCCUUUUCAUAACAGGCAAGUCUUACAAGACUAACUUGAAUGGAAUACUGUAGAUUCAAGUUGCACAGGGGGCCUUGAUGUAAUAAUCUUAAGUUACUUGAAUUGCUCUAAUAAAAGUGCAAAUGGACAAAACAGUAAGAGGCAAAGUUAAUUUGAAAAGGGACAU
Messenger RNA from Scleropages formosus (Asian bonytongue), 4234 nucleotides. It is a transcript of the gene arl14ep, whose product is annotated as ADP-ribosylation factor-like 14 effector protein. The transcript has 3 exons. The record is from RefSeq and is a predicted model, not a curated record. Gene Ontology annotation, cellular component: intracellular membrane-bounded organelle. NCBI's taxonomy places the organism in Eukaryota, Metazoa, Chordata, Actinopteri, Osteoglossiformes, Osteoglossidae. The coding region runs from base 1848 to 2627 and encodes 259 amino acids.